AGUUCCCGACAAGCCAUGCGAACUCCGCUCCUCCAUUGCGCCCCCUUGCAUUUCGGAGCUGGCGGAGGGAGGGUGCCUGGGCCGGACCCGGCAGCGGCCCCGAGCGGGCGGGCUCGGGGGAGCAUGGGGGGCUGUCUUUCAUCGCAGGCGGCUGAUGACCUGUCGCUGCUCAACGACUCGACGGGCGAUGGGGCGAGCCUUGGGCCUGGGGAUCCACCUCCACCGCCCAUCCCUGCCCCGCCGCCCCCCUACCAGGAACAUGCACCAAUUCCAGUAUAUCACCCAACGCCCAGCCAGGCACGUCUUGCCACACAACUAACGGAAGAGGAGCAGAUCCGUAUAGCUCAGAGAAUUGGGCUAAUUCAACAUCUUCCCAAAGGAAUCUUUGAUCCAGGCUCAGAGCCAUCAGAAAAGAAAAUCAAAGAGUGUGUGAUCUGCAUGCUGGAUUUUGUAUAUGGAGACUCCAUCCGGUUCCUGCCCUGCCUGCACAUCUACCACGUACACUGCAUUGACGACUGGCUGAUGCGAUCAUUCACUUGUCCCUCUUGCAUGGAGCCAGUUGAUGCUGCCCUUCUGUCCUCCUAUGAGACUAACUGAGGUGGCUCUGUGCCCUUCUGUUGUUAAUGCUUCCAGGCUGUGGCUGUGUGUGGGAGGCUGGGAUAUGGCACACUCUUUUAUUUGCACACCUCUGGGAUACACCAAAGAUCCUACAGCAAAGAACCUGGCCCCAGGCCCUGAGGACAACACAGAACCAUUCUAGCUUGGCUGGCUGUGCUAAAGGCUAACUUGUGCCAUGUUUGAGAAUUGUAACCAGAGUAGGUGGACUUGUGGGGGCAGAUGGCAAAGCUGGAAUUAUCCUUUUACUCCACCCAUCAAUGAGGGUUGAUGUUUGUUAUUUUAAGAUCAAGAUUGUUCUUUAGGAUGUUAUUUACCCUUAUCCAUAUCAAAAUCCCCACUGAGUUAGCAAGCACAGUUCUGGGGUACUACAUGGAAAGGGAGAUUUAAGCCUUUGGCCAAAAAGAGACAGCUGUUUGAAUCUGACACUGGUGGCAAAGAUAAUUUCAAAUCUAAAAAGAAUGUUUAAGGUUGUGGCAGAAUCUGGUUUUGUUGUUUUUUUAAAGCGCCCCCCCCUUUAAUCCCACAAAAGGAAUAGUGCUUCUUUUAACCAGGUGGAAAAAGUAGGCGUGUUAAAAGCUUGGCCCCUUUUGAAAACUUAUCCAAUAGCAUAUGCGCUACAAUGCAGAAAACAAGCCUAAGGGGCUUGUCUUGGUCCUUUGUGGGGGCAGCAUGAGCAGUGAUAUUGCUGGGAGACUGAGCUCAGUUCUGUAGUGCUUGGAGGCAGAGUGCUCAUGUUUAAAGGGUCAUAUUUCAGUUAGGAAGGGUCAAAGAUACUAUUCACUUGCUCUCCUCAAAUAAGAGGGUAGGGUUUUUUUAUUCAUCCUGAAGUAGUACAGUGGCACUUCUGUAGCCUUUGUGGAACAGGCACAAUUCUGCACUGUUAAAAUUUAUGCAGAUUCCACAGGGUCGGGAGUGAUUUUAUCGUCACAUGGAUAGAACCUAUUUAGAGAGCAAACAGAGUUUAUUCUUUUGCACUCAAGUCUCAUUCAGGUACAGUUACCUGGAUUAGACGAAUGUAAGCAGUCUUUCUAUAACCCACUAAGGAAAGCAGAUUUCACACUUUUUUGACAAUUGUUGGCAUGCUUUCAAGGUGAGAGAAAUGGAAGAGUUAUUUGUAAAUAACAACUGUUUAGUGAUUCAGCACAGAAGCCUCCUGUACAGACUGACUGUGGGCUAAGGCAUUCAAGUGCACUAUUUUAAAGGGUGAAGAAGUUCUACUUGUUUGUUGCCCAUUGUUUACUGUUUGCCUUACACAAAGUGAAGACUCUUGUCCCAUAGGAAACUGCUCAGUCUAUUGGUCGGUGCCAUGAAGCAAGCCCAAUAUUUGGAAAGGUUUUCCUUAGUCAUGUUCUGUUUAUUGCCUUGCAAGUGGAAAGGCGUGAAAGUGCUUUUCUGAUUAUGUAUUGUCCUUAACAAGGAUCUAGCACUUGAAAGUAAACUGAUGUGCAUUGCAUUCAAAUGGAAAUAAAAUAAUUACCUAUAA
Molecule: messenger RNA, 2101 nt
Organism: Rhineura floridana
Lineage: Eukaryota; Metazoa; Chordata; Lepidosauria; Squamata; Rhineuridae
Product: RING finger protein 11-like
Exons: 3
Coding region: 16-597 (193 amino acids)
Source: RefSeq, a predicted model, not a curated record